UUGCUGGGGGAAGGGCUGUCACAGCUGAUCAGGGGGUGAGGCUGUCCAGAGGUUCCAUUGAAUGCCCCUCACCCCCAGCCUGGGGAUGGCUUGUGUCCAGACAGGUUAUAAAAUGCUCAGGGGCUGGUCAGUUUAGGAGAUAAGCUGAACUUUGAAUGCUGGCAGGCCGUGCUUUGCCAUCCCACUUGGACUGCUGUGGAGGACUGAGUAAUUUGGAUUAUAGCAAGGUUGAUUCCUCAGCCAUGACACUGCUGCUCGGCUAUGUCAAACUGACCGAUUCCACCUUCGCUGCCGCUGUCCUUUGCAUUGCUUUUAACCCGCUUUUCUGGAAUGUGGUAGCAAGAUGGGAACACAAAACCCGAGUUCUCAGUAGAGUCUGUGGCUCUCCAUAUACUGCAUGUUACUGCCUGGGCGCUGUCAUCCUGCUGCUUAACUUUAUACGGAGCCAUUGUUUCACGGAAGCCAUGAGGAGCCAGCCGAAGCUGGAAGGUCUGGAUUGCCUGUCUGUCUACUACGCAGGCUUGGCUGUUCUCGGAAUAGGGUUCUUGUUCGUCAUCUCCAGUUUUUUAGCACUGGGAUUCAUCGGGACAUUUUUGGGCGAUUACUUUGGCAUCCUGAAGGAGGAGAAAGUGACAAGCUUCCCGUUUAAUGUAAUGGACAAUCCCAUGUACUGGGGCAGCACUGCCUGCUACCUCGGCUGGUCCAUCAUGCAUGCGAGCCCAGCUGGCCUUUUACUGACAGCUGUAGUGGCGGUUUCUUAUAUGAUUGCAAUGCUGUAUGAGGGACCCUUCACAGAAGAAAUCUAUCAGCAGAAACAGAAGGCGGCAAAGAACAAAUAGCAGCAGCAGGUGUGUUUGCAGAGUACUGAGGAGAGCGCAAGAGCCGGGUGAUUUCAAUAAGGGGAGUCGGUCUGCUGGGCCAUCCACCUGCGCGAGAUAAUUUGACGGGAUACGAGAACUCAGCCUGACUUCUAAUUAUGCCCUUCCCCAAGCUUUGCAUUCGCUGACUCUUUCUAAUCCCUCUCUCUAGUUCUCAAGAGAUUUUGAACUUCAAACCCCCACAAAACCCAGCUAGGAGGGUUUCUUCACAAUGAGUUUUGUUCCCACUUCCCAGUUGGUUCCAAAACAGCCAAGGCAAAAGUGUUUUGAUUAUAGGCUUGAACGUGAAAGAAAGGCAAAACCGGCAGGGAACCUUGAAGUUAAACGUUUAACCUCUAUAAAGCCGCAAGAAAAACCCAGCUACUGCAUGAGGCCAGGGUUCAAACGUAACAGGUGCGAUUGUGCAAAAGCGCACAUGCGCUCUGUGAGCCUGCAUUGUGGACAUGCCAACCAGGUAAAGCCAUGCCUGACUGCCCCAUUGCAAGUGGAGAUCAGGUCAUUCCAGACACACAUUUGCACAUGCUUGUGUUAUGAAAAUUUAGCCCAAGCGGCCUGAUUUUUAGACUUGCACGUGUAAAGUCCUGUGCAAAAAGGCUUGGGCAAGUACCUGGCUGGUCUGCACGCACAGUUACUGCCAUUGCACCUUUUGCUAGUCUUAAAUUCACCAAAAUUUGGUCAAGAUUUUCAAAAGUGACUAGUGAUUUUGGAGGCCACAAUUUUUUGGAUGGCCAGAGUGAGACAUCUUCAAAGGACUAAUGGUCAGGAAGUGCUGAGUGGCCAUCGGGCCCCGUCAAAGUGCCUCAAGUUGGGCAUUCAAAAUCACUAGUCACUUUUGCCAG
This is a messenger RNA of Emys orbicularis (European pond turtle), 1717 nucleotides long. It is a transcript of the gene PEMT, whose product is annotated as phosphatidylethanolamine N-methyltransferase. Bases 156 to 839 code for a protein of 227 amino acids. Gene Ontology annotation, biological process: phosphatidylcholine biosynthetic process. NCBI's taxonomy places the organism in Eukaryota, Metazoa, Chordata, Testudines, Emydidae. Gene Ontology annotation, molecular function: phosphatidylethanolamine N-methyltransferase activity. The record is from RefSeq and is a predicted model, not a curated record. The transcript is spliced from 7 exons.